CGGGGGAGGUGAAUAGAAUGUCAAAUGCCAAAAUGGAGGAGAGAGAACAUUUUUACUCUUCUUCGUCUAAUUUCAGUCAACCUACAAUGCCAGCAACCCCUCCUGGAUUAGAGGCAAUUUACUCAGCAUGUCGAAGACUUUAUCCGAGCCAACCAAACCCGUUACAAGUCACAGCAUUAGUAAAAUAUUGGUUAAAUGGUCCAGAUCCAUUAGAUUAUAUUAGUAUGUAUUCUAAUAAUGGUGAUCCUGAAAGACACAUUCCACCACACUGGCAUUAUAUUAGUUUUGGUUUAUCAGAUUUACAUGGUGAUGGUAGAGUGCAUGAAAGCUCAGCAAAUGAAGGACCCAGUGGUUAUGGCUUUGAAUUAACAUUUAGAUUAAAAAGAGAACCAGGUGAAGCUAAUCCACCAACCUGGCCAGCAGCUUUAAUGCAAUCAUUAGCUAGAUAUGUUUUUCAGUCAGAUAAUGUAUUAUGUAGUGGUGAUCAUGUGUCAUGGCAUACUCCUUUAGAUGGUAGUGAAUCUCGUAUACAACAUAUGUUAAUGACAGAAGAUGCCCAAUUACAACCCAUUACAACACCAUUUGGUUCGGUUAACUUUGUACAGAUUGUAGGAGUAUGUAGUGAAGAAUUACGGGCAUCACAACACUGGAAUGGUCCUGGUGUUAUAGAAUUACUUAGAUCCAAAUCAGUUGCUGGUGGAGCUUGGUUAAUAACAGACAUGAGAAGAGGAGAAACUAUAUUUGAGAUUGAUCCACAAUUACAGGAAAGAGUAGAUCAAGGUAUUGAACAAGAAGGUUCUAAUUUAAGUGGUGUAAGUAGUCGUUGUUCAUGGGAAGAACCUGGAAGUAAUGAUGCACAAUACGAUGAUGACAAGGAAAAUAAAAUACAUGACAAUAGAAGACGUGGAAGUAAUGAUUCAGCUGGUCGACCUCAUAUUUCAGAUCAUGAUUCUGAACAAAUUAAAGCUACUUUGAAAAAGGGUUUAAGUACUAGUCGAACUAAUCUUCCAUUUAAAAUAGAAGGAAAAGAAGCUGACUCUCAUACGAAUCGUAAUCAAUCAAGAAAAGAAUCAUUUGAUAGUACAGUCAGUUCAGAAGGUCCUACAGAAUUAACCAGAACAAGAUCAUUAGAUGCUAUUCAUCUUAAAUUUAAUUUAGAAGCGGGUUUAUUAUUACCAUUAGCACUUAGGGGUCGAUUACGGCAUGGUAGACAUUUUACAUUUAAAAGUGUGUUAAAUGAUGUAGCUAUAACAUUUGUAUCAUCUAGUGUCGUGGGUUCAUUUGCUGAUGAAGAACAUCCAUUUGCUGCUCAUGGCAUGUGGUUACAGGUGUUAUUAACAGAUGAUUUUAUAGAUGAAAUGAUACAUGAACUGGAAGAAUUAUCAAAUCCUGAUGAUGCAUUGUAUCCCAAAACAUACAGCUGGCCGGAAAGGAGAUUAUGUGUAACUGUUUUACCUGAUGAAAUGUAAAAACACUAGACAUGGUGUAGUAUGAUGGCAGACAUUAUUGUCAUAUAAUGAUUGGUGCAUGAAUCAAAACAUUAAACUGUGUUUAUCAGAGUCCAUGAAACUAAAGAUGGUUGUUUAUUUAUUUUAUUGUAUAUUUGUUGGAUCAUGUCUGUGCUAAAUACAUUAGUGAUUGUGCAAUGGAUAUCAUCAUUAUACUCUAAUGUGAAUCAUCUUAUUAUGAAUUAUAGAAUCCUGACUUAUCUUUGUCAUGAAGCCAAAAAGUUAGACAUUUUCUUGAGUGUAUUGGAGAUGUAGUGCUGUGUGAACAUUUCUCUUAAAAUCUCAUGGACACUACAAUAUAUGUGGGUUAUGAAAGACUUGUGUUCUCUUCCAGUAUGUGUACUGUUGUACCAGGCUUCUAAUUUUACCCUCAUCAGGAUGAAAGAACUCUGUAGCUUUUUAUCAUUAUUCAGUUCAAAGUUCAUUGUUGAAUUUUUUUACCUAAUUUAAAUAUUUGUAUUUUGGUAUUUUACAUGUACAUAGUAAACAUUUUAUUACAGUUCACAAAAAUCAAAAUAUAAAAUUACUGAACUCUGAAUAAAUACAAGUUAUAAUAAUAUACUAUUCAAAAAAAGUAGGGGAUAUUUGAUUUUUAAGUGUUAUUAAAGUCACCUAAUGAAACUGAUGAAGAAACAAAUGACAAAAUGAAAUGAAGUUCACAUUCAUCGAUUUAUUCCAAAUGAUCGUUAGACUAAGUAAGGCACAGACUGACCAUUAUAAGGGUAAAAUGAUACCCGGGGUCAAACAGCAAAGUUACCACAGCAUCACAACCAAGUCAGUAACGGGUAAAUCCUCCUCUGUUUGCCAAACAAGCAUUGAUCCGACGUGGCAUACUCCUAAUGAGA
Molecule: messenger RNA, 2353 nt
Organism: Patella vulgata (common limpet)
Lineage: Eukaryota; Metazoa; Mollusca; Gastropoda; Patellidae
Product: suppressor of fused homolog
Exons: 11
Coding region: 18-1469 (483 amino acids)
Cellular component (GO): cytoplasm; nucleus
Molecular function (GO): transcription factor binding
Source: RefSeq, a predicted model, not a curated record